This is a messenger RNA of Saxophila tyrrhenica, 1686 nucleotides long. RefSeq lists its product as uncharacterized. The coding region runs from base 1 to 1686 and encodes 561 amino acids. The transcript has 5 exons. Gene Ontology annotation, molecular function: transmembrane transporter activity. Gene Ontology annotation, biological process: transmembrane transport. The record is from RefSeq and is a predicted model, not a curated record. NCBI's taxonomy places the organism in Eukaryota, Fungi, Ascomycota, Dothideomycetes, Mycosphaerellales, Extremaceae. Gene Ontology annotation, cellular component: plasma membrane.
AUGGCCCGGACUAAGGGUAAUCAGGACAACUCGGCACAGCAGGAGACCUCUGGCGAUGCCAGCGACGAGAGUGCUAUUCAGAGACAACCUUCCGAGCACGAUUCGGUCAAGGAAAUGCCACCGAGCGACGCCAACCACAACAUUCAGAACACCGAUGAGGAGAAGACAGAUGUCGAAGCGUCCGACGGAGCACAACCAUCAGUACUGGCGAGCGAAGACUACUCGGUCUUCACUGUGCCUCAGAAGCGAGCGAUUGUGUUGGCGGGCAGCUUCUUGGGAUUGUUCAGUCCGAUGACUGGGUCUAUCUACUACCCGGCUCUCAACGAGAUCGCAGCCGAUCUGAAUACUACGAACACUCGGAUCAACAUCACGGUCACCACGUACUUGAUCAUCCAAGGCCUCGCCCCAAUGAUGAUAGCGGGCUUUAGCGACAAGGCUGGCCGACGUCCCGCGUACUUCAUAUGCUUCUUCAUCUACAUCAUCGCCAACCUCGCCCUCGCCUUGCAGAACAGUUACAUUGCUCUGCUACUCCUUCGAAUGCUGCAAUCAGGUGGCAGUAGCGGCACGAUAGCUCUAGCCCAAGGCCUGGUAGGUGACUGCAUCGUCUCGGCCGAUCGAGGCCAGUACAUUGCCUGGGCUUCGGUGGGAACUCUGCUCGGUCCUUCUGUGAGUCCGCUGCUGGGAGGCGUAAUAUCGCAGUACGCUGGUUGGCAUUGGAUCUUCUGGUUCCUUCUGAUAUUGUCGGUCGUAUCACUGAUCCCAAUGGCCCUCUUCCUGCCAGAAACGUGUCGGAACAUCGUUGGCAACGGCUCGGUGCCUCCUCCAUGGUCAAGCAAGAACCUCACCGACAGCAUCCGCUUCAAGAAGCGCGAGAAGAACGGUAUCCCGGUCGACCAAGAGAAGCUGGCCGAGCUGCGUAAGAACUUCCGUCUCACCAUCCCCAACCCCAUCGGAACGCUCGUCGUCCUGGCAGAUCUGGAGUCCGCUCUGAUCCUCUUCGCCACCGGCAUGUCAAUGGCCCUCUUCUACGCCAUCUCCGCAGGCGCCUCGCAGAACUUCCAAGAAGUCUACGGCUUCGACGAGCUACACAUCUCGCUGAUGUUCCUGCCCAUCGGCGGCGGAGGCAUCAUCGCCACCUUCUCAACCGGCAAACUAGUAGACUGGAACUACCGCCGCCACGCCCUCGCGCUCAAAUUCCCCGUCGACCGCCGCCGCCAAGCCGACCUCUCCACCUUCCCCAUCGAAAAAGCCCGCAUGGAAAUCGGCGUGCCCCUCCUCCUCCUCGGCGCCGCCAGCACAAUAGCCUACGGCUGGCUGCUCCACCACCGCGUCAGCAUCGCCGGACCCAUCUGCAUGCUCUUCCUGCUCGGCUACACACUAUUAGCAGGGUUCCAAGCGCUGAAUAUUCUGAUGGUGGAUAUUUACCCCGGCAAAGCGGCGACGGCCACGGCGGCGAAUAAUGUGUGUAGGUGUUUGUUGGGGGCGGCGGCGAGCGCGGCGAUUGUGCCGAUGAGUGCGAGGGUGGGGUUUGGGUGGGCGUAUACGAUUUUGGCGCUGUUGUUUGUGUUGUCGACGGUGGCGUUGGUGCCGGUGAUGAGGUAUGGGGUUCAGUGGAGGAGGGUCAAGAGGGAGAAGGCGGAGCGGAAGAGGGAGGCGAGGGGGGUGAAGAAGGGGAGCAGUGGAUGA